Molecule: messenger RNA, 1806 nt
Organism: Plasmodium gallinaceum
Lineage: Eukaryota; Apicomplexa; Aconoidasida; Haemosporida; Plasmodiidae
Product: peptidyl-prolyl cis-trans isomerase, putative
Exons: 4
Coding region: 1-1806 (601 amino acids)
Biological process (GO): protein peptidyl-prolyl isomerization
Cellular component (GO): nucleus
Molecular function (GO): peptidyl-prolyl cis-trans isomerase activity; ubiquitin protein ligase activity
Source: RefSeq, a predicted model, not a curated record
AUGGGAAAACAUAAACAUAGUAAGGAUAAGUUAUAUAUUUUGCAAUCAGAAUAUAGAAGAGAUGCUGUGAAAAAGAAAUAUUUUAAGUCUCAAAAUUCGACUUAUUUACCUUUUAAUUAUUGUUGCAUAAGUUUAACACCAUUUGAUGAACCGUAUUGCGAUGAAAAUGGAAGAUUAUAUGAUAAAAAAAGUGUAUUAGAAGAAAUGAAAAAGAAGAAAAAUAAUGAAAAAACAGAACAUUCAAUUAAUAUAAAGAAUUUAAUUAAAGCAAAUUUUUACAAACACAAUAAUGAAUACAUAUGUCCUAUAACAAGAAAAUAUUUUAAUAAGCAUACAAAAAUUAUUCUAAAUAAAAAAACAGGCAAUGUUUAUUCAUCAGAAAUAUUUAAAUUGUUCAAAAAUAAGAACGAAAUGUUUGAUCCACUCACUCAUGACUAUAUGAACAAAUCAGAUUUAAUAGUAUUGCAAGAUCCUCUGAAUACAAAUAAAGUACAAGAAAUAAAUAAAGAAAUUAUACAAAAAAAUAAAAAUACAACUCAAUCAAUUCAGGAAAAUGGUGCAAUUAUUAAUAUAUUAGAAGAAGUUAAAAACAAAAAAAAAGAAAAUGAAAAAGAUAUGAGGUACAAAAAUGAGAGUGAUAUUAUUAAGACAGAAGAGACUUACGAAAAUAUAUCAAUUCAUAAUAAAGAGGGAAUAAAAAAUGAAAUGCAAUUAAAGAAAACAAAUAUAUAUGAAAAUGAAGAAUUUAAUAAAUUAAAUAAAAGGGAUAAAAAUAUUUCUCUAUAUGAUAGUGACAGUAGUGAAAAUGAAUUAAAAAUAAAAUGUAAAAAUUACAGCGAUAAUAAAUUAGCGCAAUGCGUAACUUCAACUAUUUCUAAUAUAACAUACAAAAACGAUUUUAUUUAUCUUCCUGAAAGUGAAGUUUAUAAUAUAGUAUAUGAAAAAGUUCAUAAAAAUAAAAAAAAUAGUUAUGUAAGAUUGAUAACUGAUAUAGGUAUGAUAAAUAUAGAGUUAUACGCACAUAUUUAUCCCAAAUUAUGCCAUAAUUUUUUAUUUUUAUGUGAAUAUAAAUAUUAUAAUAACACAGAUAUUUUUAAAAAAAAUGAAGAUAUUGUUUACUUAGGAUCAAGUAAAAAUAAUUUUCAUUGCGCAGCAUCAGGAUUUUAUUGGAAGAAAAAAUUGAAAAAAAAUAAUUUAAGAAAUAAAUUAAAUGAAGUAAAUAUUCAAAAACUUAAAGAAAAAUUAAUGAGUGUAAAUAGUGAUAAUGAUAGUGAUGUAGAUAUUAAGUAUAUAAAAUACAAUGAUAAUAAACACAUUGGAGAAAAUAGUUGUUUCGGUAACAUUUAUUUCUUCAAAUAUUAUAACCAAAAAUAUUCAAAUAUGUUUUACAUAUGUUUAACUGAAAAUUACACAACUAAUGAUAUAUGUAUAGGGAAAGUCGUAGGAGGAAAUGAGACAUUAAUUAAAUUAAAAAAUUUAGAUUCAGCAAUAAAUAAUGAUAUGCAUUAUAGUCUAAAUGAAACCAUUAUAUAUACUAAUCCAUUUAAAGAUGUUAUAAAAGAAAUGAAAGAAAAAAUUAAAACUGAAGAAAAAAAAGUAAGCUUACAAGAAAAUAUAGGAAGCUUCAUAGAUGAUGAAAACUUUGUAGAAAAUAAAAAUGAUAAUGUAGGAAAAUACAUAAAUUGGAAUGAAAUAAAAAGAAGCAAUCAUUUAAAUAAUGAUGAAGAAUUAAAUAAACAGAGAUUAAAUAUAUUAAAAAAAGAAACUAGCUCAAAAUUAACAAAAAUGGAUUUUUCAUUUUGGUGA